GUUUCCCGCCGGCGACGGUUGCUCCCGCACGCCUCCUUACCGAGCGCCGUGCGCGCGGGCGGCGGUAACCCAGAGCGCUCCACGCCCGCCCCACCCGCCAUAUAGAAAGCCCCUUACCCACCCCACCCCUCGCGCGUCACCUGACGGUUUUCAGUUUCUCCACCACCACCGGGGAGUUCCGCUGCUCCGUGCCCGCCAGCCCCCCUUCUUGGCUUAGGAUAGCCGGGCAAGGGGCAGGCUGAGGCAGAGCCAUGCUGUCCGCCGCCGCCGCCGCCGCCGCCUCCAUCUCUUCCUGGCCGGGAAGCAUCCCUUUAGCACGGCCCCUUCUCGCGUGUCACGUGUGGUUCCGGGGGCCAGUUUGAGGGGAGGAGCCGCCCGGGAGGCUGCAAGCGGCGCAGAGGCAAGAGAGCGGCUCGCCUCACUGGGUCUGUGUGUGAGAGAAAGAGGGGCGCUGAGGCGGCGGACGGGACCCCCAAGGAAGCCUGGAAAUGGCCCCGCCGAUGCGCGGGCGCUUUAGUUGUCACAGUGAACAUGUUCUAGCUCAGGGGGUCCUGUGUAAAAAACCAACCCUUUGCUUCCUGUUAACAUACCCUCCAACAUUUCUCCUAUGGAAAUAGGGACGUCCUGUUGUUAUAGGGGGGGAAACUGCUCCCUUUUCCCUUAUGGGGUAUCCAAGAGCCCGUAUAGAGUCCUUAAGUGGGUCCCCUGUCGGCAGGAGAAAAUAACACAGGCCAACCAGAGUAUAUUGAGAAGCAAUACAGUGGUACCUCGGGUUACAUACGCUUCAGGUUACAGACUCCGCUAACCCAGAAAUAGUACCUCGGGUUAAGAACUUUGCUUCAGGAUGAGAACAGAAAUCGCACGGCGGCGGCAUGGCAGCAGCGGGAGGCCCCAUUAGCUAAAGUGGUGCUUCAGGUUAAGACCAGUUUCAGGUUAAGAACGGACCUCCGGAACGAAUUAAGUACGUACCCAGAGGUACCACUGUAUAUUGAGAAGCAAUAUGAUUCUUCAACAUCAACUUCGUUGGACUGUUCGUGUUGUGUGGCUGCCUGAUUAUUGUCUUCCAAAGCAACUACUCUAUUCCGGGCUUAAAAAUGGAAAGCUGGUCAACAAAAAAGGUUUAAAGACUGUCUCAAGGCAAAUCUAAAACAAUGUAGUAUAAAGACCAACAAUUGGAAAACGCUUGCCUGUGGACGCUCCAAUUGGAGAACAGCCUUUACCAAAGGUGUCAUGGGCUUUGAAGAUACUCAAACUCAGGAUUCAAGGGAGAGUUCUAUCUUCAGGAAGAGAUCAAGCUAUUUACAUUUUUUUUUACAUUUUAAAGUUUUUGUGUUUGUAAAAUUGGGUGAGUUAACUGAAUAAAGCAUAAAAGACCAAAUUAAUAACCAGAUGUGGCAAUAUGGCAUGCAUGCAUUUUGUCAGUGACAAUACCCUUGGAGGUUGUUCCUGUCUCUGGGAUCAGGUAUCACUUCUAUGUACUUUUUGCUUAUGUCGUUGUGUAUGGAGGUGGGGGUCAGUGGUGAGAUGGACACCUGCUGCCCAAUCACAGCAAUGGUAAACCUCAUAUUUCACCAAUAUUUUCUAUGGACAGUUCUCACUUCUGCCCCAGGGAAAAGGCAGGAUAUACAUGGAAUAAAUAAAUAAAUAAGAACAUAACAAUUAAUGAGAUUAAAUUCAAGUUAUCACCUUAAUUCAGCCAAAUAAAUGGUUUUCAUGAUCUCCUAGACAUAGAGAGAGUUAAAAUGUAAUGCUACAAAGAUUCAAAAUCAUGCCAAUUAACUAACUGGUGGAGAGCUUCAGAGGUCAGUUUGGACUGAACAACCUUUAGCAGAAAAAGUAUGUAACUCUGGGGUUAUAGUAGACACAGGGCCGUCUUACCCCUAGGCGGUAGGGGUGCGGGGUGCCGGGCUCUCAGGGGUGCCAGGCCGAGAGUCCGGGGCCCAAGAGUUGAGUCUGGGGAAGAGCCCGCCCAUCGGUCAGUUCGCCACAGCGGGCUCUUCUGCUGUGGGCGGCUCUGCACCGCGGGUUUGGGGGCGACCGAGCCAACAAGAUGCUGAGGUGACUGGCCAGCUCCGCCCUCCUGUGCGCCUGGGACUGGGCAACCGGGGGGGGGGGCGCUGCCGGGCGGAUCUUUGCACCCCAGCGCUGCAUAUGCUUAAGACAGUCCUGAGUAGACACAUUCAUUCAAUCAGAUCUCAGCUGUAUGUUGUAAGAUUAAGGGGGGGGGGAAACAAUUCUGAAUUAAGACAGGAGUCUUUCUAAGUUAUGUGAAAGCUAAUUUGGUACUACAGAAAGGUAUUGCCCUAAUACAGCUGAAUGCUGCUGUAUCAGUUUACUUUGAUAAUGUAUUAUUCAUUGUUUUGAACAUGGCAGGACAAUGAAAGAGAAUUCUUGAAUAAUACCCUGGAGAAGCUGGAUGGUUAAAACAAUGCUAGUGCUUCCCUUCCUGUUAAAUAUAAUAGCAAAGGAAGCUGUUUGUCCUGUAUUACUUAAUAUAGAAAUCUAAAAGGUUUUUAAUAUGGCUGUAUGGUUUGACAACUGCAAUUGAUAAGAGUUCUCUUUUUUUACUGCGUCUGCAUAAUAUGUUUGCUGCUGCUACCAAAAGUUUUGUUAAGCAGGUUGGCGAUGGAGGUCGACUAGUACCUGUUCGUAGCCUCAGUGAAGCUGAUAAAUAUCAACCCCUCAGUCUUGUUAUUAAGAAGAAAAGUUGUCUUAUUUCAAGAAGAUCCAAAUUUGUUUCAACGCCAUUCAGCCUAAAAGACAUUCUUCAAGGAGAGAAAGAAAUUUCAGCUGGUAAGUUUGUUUUUUAAACUUCUUGAAAGCUUAUAAAAAUAUGAUUGCUAAUUUUCAGAGACAUAACUGAACAGGGGAAAUGCAAAACAAUAUGGAUUUUACUGCUUAUGCUGUUUUAGAGGAAUCAAACAGUAUGUCUACAAUAUAAACUAGCAUCUUGUGAAAAAGCAUUUAAUGUUUGCAUUUAGUAAAAGACUGAAGAAGACAUUUUAGGAGGUUUCACUGAUAAUGUAUUGAGUACUUUUCAGCAUUCAUUACAAAUUUGCUUUAUAUUUUUGGUGUAAUCGUUCUGUGUUAUAUAACAUCUGUCACUUACAUGCAGUGUGAUCUAAAGUUGUUUAUUUACCAAUCACAUUGAGUUCAGUAGGACGUCCUAGUAAGUGUGCUUAGAAUUGCAGCAUUAAUAUCCCAAUACUGUAUAGCAUGCAAUAUCAGCUAUCCACUGUUACAGAGGAGUGAGAUCACUGCAUGACAAUACCAUUUCCACAUCUGUUCACAACUUUUUUGUACGCGUGAUAUGUAGCUCCCUAGAGCUGUUAUUUAAUUUGAAGUAAUAUGGCAGUGCAGUGGGAUGCCUGAGGUUCUCUAAAAUCUAUUCUCUAGGUCCUUGUAGGCACAGGGAACAUUUUGAGUAUAAUGCUGCUCACAGUCUUUUAGAAGAGCAUCCUGCAGGCUAUAUGCCAUCCUACAUAACAGACAAGAAACUAAGGGAGACAUUGCCCUUUAACAAAAACAAAUAGCAAAAGCAAUUUCUGACAGUGAAAGAUAGACAAUUUACAGUGCAAUCCUAUACAUUUCUACCCAAAAGCUAACCCCAUUGAUGUGGGAUGUGUAUGUAAGUGUGUAAAAGAUUGCAACUGAUUUCAAUAGAACCUAAAUGUGACUGAUUUAAACAGGAUCCAAACCAAAUUAUUUUAGCUCUAAGUGUCAGUGGUAUUCUGAGAUUAUACACAAUUUAAGUUAUUACAUAAUUAAUGAAGUGAUGCUAUUUUAGGAUAAUUGUUCUACGGAAGGCAGCUCAGUUGCUUUCCAUGUCUGUUGUCAACAGCUCAAUGCUCUUCAAAGUAAAAUGAGUAGCAAUUAAUAUUUUCUACCACUGCAGAUUACAUGUUUUGAAUAUGAACAUAAUAGUAAUGGGAUGGACAUCACAAAUGCAACCCUUCAUCUAUAUUUUAAAUGACAGAUUCGCUUUCUUUCUGUAUUCCAGGAAAAGAGAGGUAAUAGCAGAAAACAGUACCCUUUGUAGGAUAUUUGAAUAGUAAUAUUUUAAGCCUACCAGAGGAGUCAGGCAUGGUUUUGGGUUGGUCACUUGGUCUGCAUUCAAGUAAUUUUAAAAUGUUAUCCGUUGUUUCCAUGUUUGUUCUGGAAAGCCUCUCUUCUUCCCAGAGGGGAGGGGUUGUGAGCAGGAAUCACUUCCCGCGCUCACAGGGGGGCAUGGCCAAGCCCCCCUGCAUCACCGAGUCCUGGGCCCGCGUCAUGCCCCCCAGUCAGCCAGCCAACCCGUCUGGCGGGGGGAGUAGUUUAGACACAUUUGAAAACAGCCGCAGGCACACAGACUCUCCCUUGUUGUUCCAGGCCUCCUCGGAUCACCUGCCCGCCCUCCCUCCUGACCUUGCUAUGGACUUCGCCUUGGUUGUCAAAGGGGCCUGGUAGGAAUUUUUUCCACUUGGCAGAUUGACACCAGCCACUUGUUUUUUUGCCUACCUCGUAGCAAAUUGUCACAACUUUGUAAGGUUUGGCGGUUAGGCAUUGGAAAAUGUGUUGUGUGUUGGAGGGGAGGUUGUGGCCAUCACCUACCCCUCCCCUUGAAGGGUAUUCCAUUAAAGGAAUCCGGUGGUUGUGGUUCCUGUCCGAUACCCAGGUGGUGGCUAGGGCGAUGGAACGACCCCCGGUGACUCUAGGGGAAAGCUUCUAGUUGAUCCGCAUCAACAAGCUCCCCCUACAGGUUGUUAACCCUUGUGUGACUCCUUGCAGAGUGGUCAGGAGUCAAGUAUAGGAUCCAGUGCCUAAGCCAAUACCACUCACAUUCUGAAACCAAUAAAGUUGUGGCCUUUUUUAGCCCAUUAACCUAAAAUACUUGUGUCCAUGUGUCUUAUUUUAUCACUAAGCGGGGGUGGGGCCUAGACUCACAAACUUUAUUUAAUUUUGUCAAAAUGUUUAUAUCUCAACUGAGAAUUCUAAAUAAUAAUAUUUGCCAAUGAAUACAAGUGGGAUAAACUUUGCAAGAGAUAUACUAAGGUAGCUGGCUCCCAACUAUGGAACUCCUUCCUUGAAAUUUGCUGGUGUCCAUGCAUGAUAAUCUGAACAUCUCUUGAAGUGUUUUCAGAUGGCUUUUAAGUGAAAAAGAGAUGAGGAUUUUAAAAAUCCUUUGAUCUGAGACAAUUUUAUUAUGAGUAAUUCAUUGUUAAUAUUUUUAACAGAUGCUUGUCCUGAGCCGUUGGCUUGGCAGCUUGAUCAUAUUAGCAUACCCACUUAUUUCUUACUCUUGUUAAGUACAGCAAGCAAAGUAGUUUUACAAGAGGUAAUCCACAAAGUAAUUAAGGCUGCAAUCCUAUGCACACAUAUCUGGGAAUAGUUCUCUCUUCAUUGAACACUUACUGGUUGAGUACAUAUGGGUAGGCUCAGGCUGUAAGAGAUGAGAAUCUGAACACAUUAUAAUGUUUUAGUAUCUGAUGGGUGUGCAGUUUUUAUAAACCAUGUUUCAUAUUAAUAUUAUAUAGGAACUUAAUUCCAGACUUCAAUAAGCUGCCUAUUUCCCUUAGGUAUUUCAUCCUACCAGUUACUGAAUUAUGAAGAUAAAUCAGAUGUAGCGCUCAACGGUAGACGAGGAAAUCCUAUUAUGAACUCCGCUGGGGUCAAUAUCACUGGAUCAGAUUCUCUUGCAGUGAAGGCUUCCUUUGGCAUUGUAACUAAACAUGAGGUUGAGGUACCAACAUUACUCAGAGAACUUACCAGUAGGUUGGUAUUAUAGUUUCCAUUGUUUGACUAUUUAAGCUGCACUUGACAAAUGAGCACUAAAAUGUGGGUGCAAUAUGGGUUAUAGGUUUUAGGUGACGUAAAUAGGAGAAAUAUGGAACUAUGUGGAUUAUGUCUCCCUUUAUUGCAGAAAAAUGAAUUUUGAGCACUGCCUUGUUCGUCAGUCACGAGAAAGUAAGAGGACAGUUCUUUGUGUGGUCAUGGAGAGUAUUCGAACAACACGACAAUGUUCACUGUCCGUGCAUGCUGGCAUGAGAGGUGACACAAUGAGGGUAAGUGAGCAUGUUUAACCAUGUUAAACAUGCUUUUAAAGCAUGUUUUUAACUUUAAAAAUAGAUAGAUAGAUAGAUAGAUAGAUAAACUUUUUAAAUGGUAAUUUACCUUGGGGGUCCUUUUGGGGCCAAAAGACAGCUCAUAAAUAAUUUUAUAACUAACUAACUAAAUAAUUAUGAAAGUGAAAUGUUUAUCAGCCGGUUUAAGAACACCUAACUCUAUACAGGUUUUUUGCCUAUGUGUAGGAAUCAUAUUAUCACCAAGAGUUGAGGAUCUUUAAAGAGGAAGAGAUUUAAACAUCAAAAAAAGCAAAGGCCCAAAUAAAAUAAUUCUAAUUUGACUAAUGCAAAACCCAAAAAUAAGUUAUGCAGAAUCUGUCUUGGUGGUCACAUGAUUUGUUUGUAGCAUAGAUAGAUCAUUCUCUUCUGUCUAACAAAGUUAUCUUUAACCCAAAGAUUAAAUAGAAGCUUGUCCAAUUAAAGAUAUACACCCCAAUCUGGGUGAGGCAGUUCUGAUGCACACAUAGACUGACCCCACCGCCACCUUUUUGGGCUGUCCUCCUUACAUCAGUUGUGGACAGGGCAGUUCCAUGUGUGUACAUUUUGUGCCCCCAUGAACCUGCCUGUUCCAAUAGGGUGGCCAUGUGUCCUUCCUACUUUACAGUCCUCUAUUUGAAGGGUUGUCUGGUUCAAGUCCAGUUUGAAGAUAAACAACCUAAAGAAGAGAGAACAGGGGAAGUUAGCUUCUGGACACCAGGCUGAGCAGGCACACACGUUACCUGGUCACAGUCUUCCCCACUUAUGGUGAGAUGCAUUGUAUUUCUAUUUAAGUUAUAGAAUUUAUUUCCAAAUUUGCAUUUUACAUAUAAAUUAUCAUAUGCAAACCUGUGCCCUCUUUUUAUCGGUGCACAAGUGGCCACCCUACUCAUCCACUGAGAUAAUGUGGGAGUUUUGUAAGCACUAUAAUUCAUUUUGUGCACAGACUUGUGGAUCCUCUUUUCCUGAUUUGCUUCUCAGUUUUGAAGGGCAUCUUAUUUCACUAGAACAUCAUAAUCAUCAUCAUCUCUACCAUAGUGAAGUACUAGCCUUCCACUGGCUGGCUUUGACAUUAAAAUUAAAAGAGUCAUAUUAUGUGUUAUAUUUCCAAUACUUAUUUAGCUUAAUCUGCAUUUUUAUUAAAAAUGUUUUCAAUACAGAUGUUAACACUGUAUCUUUCUUUUUAAAAAUAGUUUCAUAUUAUUGAUGACUAUAAUUACAAAGGACGUGACAAAGCUAUUGUCUUUCCUGCUCAUACAACUAUUGCAUUUAGUGUGUUUGAGCUUUAUAUUCACUUGGAUGGUAAUUUUGGUAAGUAGUCUGUUUUUCAGUUGUUAGUGCAAUUACAAUUUUACAUUCUUCUUGUUCUGAGAUUGGGAAUGUUUAAUCUGGAAUGCUAUAAACAUUAUAUCCAUGCUUUAUUGUGUGCUUGUAGUUAGCAAUCUCAUUCACUUCAGGGCUUGCAUCCAUACCCUACAGGUAUACACAUCUGCAAGGGCACACACAGUAACAUCUACCAGUAGAUUCAAAUCCAGGGACAGUAGUGGGACAGACAUUCACAUGUGCAUUGCAAGACAGAUGGAAAUCAGAGCCUCAUCCGUACCAUGCAGGGUGAUGGAUAUUGUAUUAGAUUUGCAUCUGAAUUUGGAUGAUAAUGGACGCAAAUGAUUCUGUACCUGGAAGUUUGCUUCCACCUAAAAAAAAAAAUCACCCUUGCUGGAUCAGCUGGUUUGUGUUCAGUUUUGUGUGGUAGUUUUGCCUUAUUUAAUAUAACUUUUCUAUAAAAUUAAAAAACUAAUUUUCAUUAAUAAUAAUAAACUGUAUUAUGAAAUUGUUCUUUUUCUGAAUACUUAAAAUAUAUGUAAUUUUUUUCCAGAGCUCUGUGUCACUCCAGAAUCAAAAGGAGGAUUUGAAAGAGAGCCAUCAAGAACAUUUUCACUAGUUAAAUUAAGGAAUCUGUUUUAUCGAAGUAUGAGGUUUGAUAUUUAUGUGCAUUACACUAAUUAAUUUGAUUGGUAAUGUAUUUAAUAGUAUUUCAUAUUAUGGUUGGUGCUGAAGUCCAUGCUUAUAGCUGCACUGAGAAGUAUUUUACACACAUGCACGCACACAUGCAUAGACACACAAAAAAAACUUAAAAUAAUUGCAGAGAUUUCAAAAUAUGCAGAGUGCAUCAAUUUUUAAUUAUAAUUAGCAUAGUAAUGAAUUUGCUUAAUUUAAAAAUUAAAUUUUUAAUUGUUUCAGUUGUACAGUAAGAUUAUACUUAUUACUCUUUAAAGACCUUUCAUGAUGUACAGCAAUAAUAUGACACACACAAAAGUGAAGGUAGCCAGAUUGGGGCAUAGUUAAAAUAUUUCCAGAGUCCAUUAUUAAGCAAAUACUUUUAGCAGAGCAGAAAAAUAUUGCAAAAUAGUGUUAAGUGCUCCAGAAUUCUUCAUCAGGCUAGUUAGUAAAUAAAGAAAAAAGAAGGAAAAGGAGGGGGUAUAUAACCAUCUCUGCGCCUACAACACCUAGUAUUUGUGGUCCCAGAAUCAGCCCUUGUUUUGCCCACCUUAGUGUAGCCUGAUACCUACAUGACACCAAAGGGGCCUCAUUUGUAUGUCUGUUAUCUCCUAACCUCACCAUACAUUUGAAGCAUAUCCAAUACACAUUUAAAGCAUUUGACGUUCCCCAAGGAAUCCUGGGAACUGUUGUUUCCCAUUGCCAAGCUACAGAUUCCAGCACCCUUAAUCAACUAAAAAGGUAAAGGACCCCUGACAGUUAAGUCCAGUCAAACACCAUUUACCUUCCCACUGGAGCGGUACCUAUUUAUCUACUUGCACUUUGUCACCCCAUCGCAGGGAUUUGAACCGCUGACCUUCCAAUCGGCAAGCCCUAGGCUCAGUGGUUUAGACCACAGCACCACCCGUGUCCCCCAACUACAGUGCUUUAAAUGUAUUGUGUGAAUCUGCCCACUCUGUGAUCAAGAUGCAGAGAUGGCUUUACCACCAAAUAUUUUUCUCCCCCCUGUUUUUAGCUUUGCUUGCAGUGUAUCUUAAUGAAGAGUCCUAAAUAUUUUUGCUGGCCUAAUAAAGAUAUCAUAAGAGUUGGAAAUCAACAAUAUUGUGCUAUGCUUGUCAUAUGGUCAAGCUACUGAACAAUUGAUUCACACAAUUGAUUCUUUUCAUUUGGAGCUGUGGAUGUAUUUGGAUGGACAGGUAGGGCUUAGUGCACAGCAAUUGAGUCAGGACCUGUCCGACAUUAGUCAUAUUAUACAUGUCCUAUGCCUGAGAAAUUGGUCAGUUUCAUGUCUUGAAUGGGGCUGCACUCUCCUUGAAAGAGCAGGUAUGUAGGCUGGGAGUGUUUCUGUGUCCAGCUUUGUUAUUGGAGGCCCAGGUAAAGGUAAAGGGACCCCUGACCAUUAGGUCCAGUCGUGGCCAACUCUGGGGUUGCGGCGCUCAUCUUGCUUUAUUAGCCAAGGGAGCCGGCAUACAACUUCCUGGUCAUGUGGCCAGCAUGACUAAGCCGCUUCUGGUGAACCAGAGCAACACACGGAAAUGCCAUUUACCUUCCCGCCGGAGCGGUACCUAUUUAUCUACUUGCACUUUGACGUGCUUUCGAACUGCUAGGUUGGCAGGAGCAGGGACCAAACAAUGGGAGCUCACCCUGUUGCGGGGAUUCAAACCGCCGACCUUCUGAUCGGCAAGUCCUAGGCUCUGUGGUUUAACCCACAGCGCCACCCGCGUCCCCCAGGUAGUCUGACUAGAAGUACCUUUAACCAGCUGCAGCUGUGGCCAUUUGUGAACCCAGAGAACUUGACCACAGUACUGUAGUCAAACAGGCAUAUAGAGGGUAAGGUUAUCCCACAAAUAAACUGGUUCAAAGCUGCUCCAUGUUUUUUAUAUACAGUGGUACCUCGGUUUACGAACUUAAUCCAUUCCAGAAUUCCGUUCUUAAACCAAAACCGUUCUUAAACUGAGGCACGCUUUCCCUAAUGAGGCCUCCCGCCGCCGGUGCCCUUCCACCGUUCAGAUUCUGUUCUUAGACCGAGGUAAAGUUCUCAAAUCAAGACACUAUUUCUGGUUUUGCAGAGUUUGUAAACCAAAUCGUUCUUAAACUGGGUCUGUUCUUAAACCGUAUUUCAUUUUAUUAAAAAAGCUUUCAAAUUAUUAUAGAACCACAAAGACAACUAAACCGUAACAAAAAUUCAAUAAUAUAUCCAACUAGAGGCAGGGCAUAUGAAACCUAAACAUCUUAACUUGACUGUUUCGAUUUUCGGAACUGACAGUAUUGCAGGUGACAUACUUGUUCUGCAUUUGUAAGUAAUAAAGCAAGGGAUGUGUCAAUCAACCCAUUGUGCAAAAAGAUGGAUACUUUUAAAGGUAAAAUUAUGCUAUUAUAUUUAUGAACUUGUUAGGAUUUAACAGUGACCGUAGAUUAUGGGAGGAAUUCAAUGUCGUGCUAAGGCAAUCAUUCCAUCAGGACAUUUCAGCUUGCCAGUUGGAACGCACACAUCACUGUUCCGGGGGUUCUUCCCCUUCACAUCAGAGUCAAUUUUGGGGGAAGGAGGGGGGGAGGGAAAGCCCCAUUACGCAAGUGAAACUCCUUGCUUCUGCUUACAGGAAUCAGUUGUGGAAUCCCACACUCUGGGCUGAAUGAAGAGUUUGUAUUUUUGUCAGUGGUUGACCAGAUAAUGUGCUAUUGGAUUUAACAAUCUUUCUUCUUUGUGUCUCUGUGUGCUUUUUCCCCCUUCAGACAAAAGGGUAAUGGAUAUCAUUGCUCACUCAGACAAUUACUUAGAUGACCUUUUCACAGACUACUAUGAGAAAGCUGCAAGCAUGACGGAUGUCUCCACAAACUAUUUCCGAGAAGGGGCCCAUAUACGAGUGAAUUUGCUUAACAAUCACAUCCCCAAAGGUCCUUGUUCGUUGUGUGGAAUGGGAAGCUCCAGAAGAGAAACUGUCUAUGGUUGUCUUGAGUGUUCUUUUAAUGGACAAAAGUUUGUACGACUACAUGCUGUGCCUUGUUUUGACCUCUGGCACAAGAGAGUGAAAUGAAAAUUUUUGGAAAUGCAUGUUGGUUGGAUCCAGAUUGUUGCUUGCACUUAGUAUCCACUGAAAUUAAGUCACACCUGACUUUUCCACUUUGAGGUCAGGAAGACCUAAGUACAACCGACUUGGCCUGGAUUAAACCCAUGCAUAUAUUUAGGUGUGAUUGUGCCAUGGAAUUUCUCGUGCAUUUUGAUUGCGAAAUAUGGAGCCACAAAUGCUUUUUUCUCCUUCCGUGUUUUUAAAGGAAUGCAAAAUAGAACUUGAUAUAAUGGCUUCCCAUGUAUGCUCAGUUAUUGGUUAGUUCUUUCUAACUGCAUAAUGUAACAUAGCUAAGAGAUACACAUCCGAGUUAAAAAAUUCACUAUAGCAUUUUGUAAUAAAUCUAAAAAAAUGUGUAAAUUAUGUUUAGAAGUAACUAUUUGUAGGAGUAAUUUGGAAACACUGGCUUUUGUCUAAAGGCAAGAAUGUGUUUCACCUUAACUACACCACAGUAAGACAGUAAUGAAAUGAUACGAAUUAUUUAUUAAUGACAUAAAUAUUUAAUUGAAAUAUCAGAUUACGAACAUGUUUGUCUUUGCUCUGGUUAAACAGAGAAAUAAAAAGUGAAUUGAAUCUUAGUAUGACAUGUUUCCAUUAAAAUUUGCCAAUGUCACCCCCAAUUACAUCUGUCUCCCAUUUAGUCCAUAUUUAUCAUUAAUAUAGAGCAAGUUCAGUAUUUUUUAAAUGUUAGACUUGCUGUUAUUUGGUGCCUUUUGAUGUAUUUGACAAUAUUUUUUGUAACAAAGCUAUAUAAUUUUGGAAUAAACGAGUCAAUUACAUAUCUG
Podarcis lilfordi (Lilford's wall lizard) is the source of this 11928-nucleotide messenger RNA. NCBI's taxonomy places the organism in Eukaryota, Metazoa, Chordata, Lepidosauria, Squamata, Lacertidae. The record is from the annotation of a GenBank genome assembly.